AUGCGUCAAACUGCGCCUUCCCGCGAGCCGUAGUGUCAAGUACUUCCGGUCUCAGUUCCGUAGCGAGAGUAGGGAAUAGAAGAUGCCUUUACCCGUGCAAGUGUUUAACUUCCAGGGGGCUGUGGAGCCAAUGCAGAUUGAUGCAGACCCCCAGGAGGACCAGCAGAAUGCGCCAGAUACAAACUACAUCGUGGAGAACCCAACACUGGACCUGGAACAGUAUGCCACCAGCUAUAAGGGGUUAAUGCGCAUCGAAAGACUUCAGUUCAUAGCAGAGCAUUGUCCUCAACUGCGAGUCGAGGCUCUGAAGAUGGCCCUUACCUUCGUCCAGAGAACAUUCAAUGUCGACACCUAUGAAGAAAUCCACAGAAAACUUACAGAGGCCACACGUGAAGUACAGGGAGUUCCUGACACUGUGCCAGAAGGUGCUGUGGUGCCCCCUCCUCUGGAUUCAGCGUGGGCUGAGUCAACACGGAAAAAAGCUCUGCUUAAACUGGAGAAGCUGGACACUGACCUGAAGAAUUACAAAGGCAACUCUAUCAAAGAAAGCAUCAGGAGAGGCCACGAUGACUUGGGUGAUCACUAUCUGGACUGUGGAGACCUCAGUAACGCCCUCAAGUGCUACUCAAGAGCCAGAGACUACUGCACUAGCGCCAAACAUGUCAUCAACAUGUGUCUCAAUGUCAUCAAGGUUAGCGUUUACCUACAGAACUGGUCCCACGUGCUGAGCUACGUGAACAAGGCGGAGUCGACACCAGAAAUUGCAGAGCAACGGGGGGAACGAGACAGCCACAAUCAAGCUGUCCUCACCAAACUGAAGUGUGCUGCAGGUCUGGCAGAGUUGGCGUCGAGGAAGUACAAACCUGCCGCCAAGUGCUUCCUCCAGGCUUCUUUUGACCACUGUGACUGUCCUGAGCUGCUGUCACCCAGUAAUGUAGCUGUGUACGGAGGGCUGUGUGCGCUGGCGACAUUCGACCGUCAGGAGCUGCAGCGGAAUGUUAUAUCGAGCAGCUCUUUUAAGUUAUUUCUGGAGUUGGAGCCCCAGAUCCGUGACAUCAUCUUUAAGUUUUACGAGUCCAAGUAUGCGUCUUGUCUCAAACUCCUGGAUGAAAUGAAGGACAACCUGCUGCUGGACAUGUACUUGGCACCGCACGUGAGGACGCUGUACAGCCAGAUCAGAAACAGAGCUCUCAUCCAGUAUUUCAGCCCGUACGUCUCGGCAGACAUGACGAAGAUGGCUCUGGCCUUCAACACCACAGUGGCGGCGCUGGAAGAUGAGCUGACUCAGCUCAUCCUGGAGGGCCUCAUCAACGCUCGCAUUGACUCUCACAGCAAAAUUCUAUACGCAAGGGACGUGGACCAGAGAAGCACCACCUUUGAGAAGUCCCUUCACAUGGGAAAGGAGUUCCAGAGACGUGCCAAAGCUAUGAUCCUCCGAGCUGCAGUGCUGCGCAACCAGAUCCACGUCAAGUCCCCCCCCAGAGAAGGCAGCCAGGGAGAGCUGACACCAGCCAACAGCCAGACCAGGAUGAGCACCAACAUGUAAGCUGGAGGAGCCCCGCCUCGUACCCCGACUUCACCUCCUCUUCUCCUCCUCUCGCUUCAAGACCGAACAGCACAGACUCACAAGGUUGCUAUUGUGUGGACACGAGAAGGUCUCAGUACCAGAGGGAGAUGCAUUUGUGUUCACGCACUCAUUUUUCAUCACAAGCUUUUAAAAUAAAUGACCACCAAACUCUC
Synchiropus splendidus (mandarinfish) is the source of this 1740-nucleotide messenger RNA. RefSeq names its product G protein pathway suppressor 1 (gene gps1). Gene Ontology annotation, cellular component: COP9 signalosome. The transcript is spliced from 15 exons. Lineage: Eukaryota; Metazoa; Chordata; Actinopteri; Syngnathiformes; Callionymidae. The record is from RefSeq and is a predicted model, not a curated record. Bases 83 to 1546 code for a protein of 487 amino acids.